CUGCAGUUAUUCGUGGAGAUCCCCAUUUUCCUAAAUCAUCUGUUUUUAGGCUAAGUAUUUGUUUUGUAUAUUCGGAUUUUAUAGGCGAUCUAAAGUGGCCAAAGCUUUGCUGCAUCUUAUUUAAGGUUUUAUUAUCGUCGACGUCUGGCCUACCUCAUAGGCAAUUAAAUGUUGGGAGAAAAGGCACAAGGCGUCCCUUUGAAAGUAAUGGACUACACCUAUGACGCCGAUUUGGAAGAAUUGUGUCCUGUUUGUGGAGAUAAGGUCUCAGGAUACCACUAUGGACUCCUUACAUGUGAAAGUUGUAAGGGCUUCUUCAAGAGGACAGUCCAGAAUAAUAAGAGGUACACUUGUGCAGAAAACCAGGAGUGUAAAAUAGACAAAACACAGCGGAAGAGAUGUCCCUUCUGCCGAUUCCAGAAAUGCCUCAAUGUUGGCAUGAGAUUAGAAGCGGUGCGUGCAGACCGCAUGCGUGGGGGCAGGAAUAAGUUUGGCCCUAUGUACAAGCGGGACAGAGCCAUGAAGCAGCAGAAGAAGGCUUUGAUCCGUUCCACAGGCUUCAAGCUGGAUUCUGCUCCUCCACAGCUCUCGCCUGUACAGACUAACUAUGGCUUCACCGGCACCCUGCACAGCCUCCCAUCCCUCCCCAAAGGCCUUAUGCCCUCCAUCCCAGCCUCCAUCAACCCCACAGACUACGAGGCCAGCCUCUACGGACCCCCCUCCCUGGGGGUGGCCAUGCAACCCCAUGGGCCCCUGCCCACCCAGUACCAGUACACAGCAUUCCCCAGCAGGGCCAUCAAGUCUGAGUACCCUGACCCCUACACAAGCUCCCCAGAGUCUCUGGUGGGGUACCCCUUACCGGACGGAUACCCCUCCGGUGGCUCCCCGCAGCUUCCCAGCCAGCCCCUCGUGCUGGAGCUGCUGCGCUGCGACCCAGAUGAGAUGCAGGUGCAGAGUAAGAUCAUGGCCUUCUUGCAGCAGGAGCAGAGUGGCCGGGGCCGGCAGGAAAAGCUCAGCACCUUCAGCCUCAUGUGUCGCAUGGCCGACCAGACUCUGUUCUCCAUAGUGGAGUGGGCCAGGAGCUGCAUCUUCUUCAAGGAGCUCAAGGUUGGGGAUCAGAUGAAGCUUCUUCACAACUGCUGGUCUGAGCUGCUGGUUCUGGACCAUGUCUUCAGACAAGUGCAGCACGGGAAGGAGAGCAGCCUGUUGCUGGUUACUGGCCAGGAGAUGGAUCUGUCAUCCAUGGGGUCCCAGGCAGGGGUGACUCUUUCAGGACUGGUCCAGAGAGGACAGGUGCUGGCUGGGAGGCUGCUGACCCUGCAGGUGGACAGGAGAGAGGUUGCCUGCCUUAAGUUCCUCCUUCUCUUCAAUCCCAAUGUAAAGCUGUUGGAGAAUCAAGCGUUUGUGGAGAGUGUUCAGGAGCAGGUGAAUGGGGCUCUGCUGGAAUACACUCUGUGCACCUACCCCCUGUACCUGGACAAGUUCAGCCAGGUGGUGAUGCGUCUGCCAGAGCUGCGAGCCCUCAGCACCCAGGCAGAGGACUACCUGUGCUACAAACACCUGAGUGGGGAGGUGCCCUGCAACAACCUGCUCAUCGAGAUGCUCCAUGCCAAGAGGGCCUGUGUAUGAGCACCACGCUACCAUCACUAUAUACCAACAGACUGUCUGUGGGACUGACGCUGUGGAAGCCAGACAUGGUUUACAAUUACAGCCCAGAGAGAAUGAUGUGUGUGUUUCUGUGUGUGCGUGUGUGUGUGCAUGCGUGUGUGGUGAGCAGCCCCUCUGUCCUAGGUGUGUGUAAACAGAAUAUGGACUUGUGUUUUUGGCAGUUCUUUAAAUGUACAUAGAUUACAAAAGAAGCUUUGUUAUGAUACUGUACGUAAAUGUAACUUUGCCCUUUUCUUGAAUUCAGCAGAGUGAGGUGUUAUAUCAGAGCUAGUGGAGAUAUUUUAGAUUCUUCAGAUGAAAGAGGCACUAUAACACACGUCAUUCAGACUUGUCCUAGCCUUUCAAAUAUAGUGUAAACACUACAUUUAUUUGAGCACUUGUUCCUUUGUAAAUUGUCACCAACUUUACCACAAAGAAAUUGUUGUGUGAAAAAUAAGUUAUGUUCAAUAUAUAUUUUUUUCUAUUAGAUAUUGAUAUUCUAAUAUAUUAACUACACGUGUUUUCAAGAAUCACAUAAGCACACUCAUAUUCAGUUUAACCUUAGAGUUGAUGUCUUUGCCCCCGUGGAAAUCUAAUUAGCAUAAUACAAAAAUCGACAUAAAUACCUGUCAGUUUAAGCUAGAGAUAUAUUUUUGUUGUUGCAUUGGAUGCGUCUCCAUCCACCACAUCCCCCGAUGUCGCAUCUGCGGUGAAAGGUGACAGAGCUAGAGCGCUGUUUGUCAGACCAUGAGACAUCCCGAAAAUCAGUCUUCUCACAAAAUCACCUCCAUGGAAAGAUGAGACUAUCACAAACACAAACAUGUCGGUCUGCUCUAGGACACCCACAGGCCUCACAUGACAUGUCUGAAGGUCCCCCGGUACCAGUUGAAAAAAUGUACGGAAGUACACUAUCUGUUGUUCCAUGUAGUAAAUCUGUUAUUCAAUGCUUUUAAGGCCAAAAAUAGCAGUAAAGGCCAAAAAUAAUUUUUCAUCAAAUAAUUUGUACAUAUUUUUUUGUGGAUACUUCAAGGGGUCUUAAACUUCAAAAAUCAAAUAGCGAAAUUAUCCUUGGUAUGACCUUCUUAAAACAAUUCCAUAUAGCUUAGAACCCCCCGGGUGGGUUAAUGACAGUCUGUUACUCCAAUGAGAUAUUUGCUUAAAGUGAUAGAAAGAGAGAGAGAAACAGUGGAGAUGGAAAAUGUGGCAGUGAUGUGUGGGACAGAAUGAAAGGAAGCCAUCUUUGUCUGCAGCCAUUUCUUAUUAACAGAUGACUGGAGGAGGGCCCCAGAAAGAGAAGCCCACAUGUGAGGACAGAAAAAUGAACAACAAAGAAAGCAAUCUCUUAUUAAGUAGACAUGUUAAACAUGAAGCUUUACGGUGUAAAUCCUCUUACCAAAGACCUAUCCACCCUGACAACAGAGCCAGGUCAAGGAUAUGGGGUCGUGCACUGUGGAUGUUCUCCAGUCCUUUUGUAGUCACAUAAUGAAUGAAAACAUGCAAUUGGCGAUGUAUGCAAUGUUUGCUUUCCAAGCUAAACGUGAAGGUGAUAUAAGGAAAUCCAAUUGUAUUGAAGUGUAAAGAGAAUACAGACCAAUCGUACUUGAGAAAUGGCAUAUGAAGUGGAAAACAACAAGUAUCAGAAUUGCAAAGGUAUGAGGAACAACAUGUAACACGCACAUAUCUGUCAUUUCAGCACAUAUCUGUCAUUUCAGCACAUAUCUGUCAUUUCAGCACAUAUCUGUCAUUUCAGCACAUAUUGAAGCAACAUGUUUGAAUUGGUCACACAGACAUGGCAGGGUUGGCUCUAUUAACUUCUUCUAGACAAUCAUAACACUUGCCUUAAAAGAUAACCCUGGCUUGUCUGUGUGUGAAUAUAUGGACCAUGGUUUAGUCACUGAUGUGAGAGUCAUCUGUACCUCUCCGCUGUAGUACAUUUCAAUUGGGAAACAUGAGAAGAUUAACACAGUGAGCUGUACCAAGCUCAGAUGUUUCUAACAAACAGAUGUCUCUGUUUGUAAUUGGUUCUCUUGAUGUUGCUUUUGCUUCUAUUGUGUUUUUACCUUAUUCCGUGAGGUCCCAGUCUUAGUCGUUUUUGGUGAUGAGAUCUGUUUAUAGUCCUCAUUCUCAAACUGUCUGUGCUGGUCCACUUUGUUUCCUCUCUCAGCAAUUUGAAGGCUUUUCAAACACAAACAAUCAAAAUGUUUUUUUUCUUCUUGAAAUAUAUUUUAUUGUAAUUAGCAUCAAACCAAUAAAUGCUAUUAAGUAAAGCUCUA
Messenger RNA from Oncorhynchus nerka (sockeye salmon), 3920 nucleotides. Its product is annotated as nuclear receptor subfamily 5 group A member 2-like. Gene Ontology annotation, cellular component: RNA polymerase II transcription regulator complex. Gene Ontology annotation, molecular function: RNA polymerase II cis-regulatory region sequence-specific DNA binding; zinc ion binding; nuclear receptor activity. Gene Ontology annotation, biological process: tissue development; regulation of transcription by RNA polymerase II; hormone-mediated signaling pathway. The record is from RefSeq and is a predicted model, not a curated record. Lineage: Eukaryota; Metazoa; Chordata; Actinopteri; Salmoniformes; Salmonidae.